ACCCGAUGAGACCUUGGUUUCAUCUAAUUAGCAUGUCUCCUCUCCGUUUUCUGCUGUUGGGUUGCAGAUAAAUAUGUGUGUGACAGGUAAGCACUGACUUGUGGGCAAGACAGACAGCUGGUUCCUCCCGUUACAGGGAAAGGCCCAGGUUUGAAGGUGGAGGCAAGGACCGGACACAUUGCUGGGGAACGUGAGUGACCCAUUUCACCAAAACGAAGAUGUCGGCUUAUUUAUAGGAAUUACUUGAAGCCAGAGUCAUGGUGGAUGUAGGCAAGUGGCCAAUCUUCACUCUGCUCUCGCCUCAAGAAAUUGCGUCUAUUCGGAAGGCUUGUGUCUUUGGCACCUCAGCCAACGAGGCGCUGUAUGUUACUGACAACGAUGAGGUCUUUGUGUUUGGACUGAACUACAGUAACUGUCUAGGAACUGGAGAUAACCAGAGUACACUGGUACCCAAAAAGCUGGAAGCCCUGUGUGGAAAGAAGAUUAAGAGCCUUAGUUAUGGGAGUGGACCACAUGUUCUUCUCAGCACUGAAGAUGGAGUUGUUUAUGCCUGGGGCCACAAUGGAUAUAGCCAGCUUGGGAAUGGGACGACCAACCAAGGCAUUGCUCCCAUCCAAGUCUGCACCAACCUCUUGAUCAAGCAAGUGAUUGAAGUAGCUUGUGGCUCUCAUCAUUCAAUGGCUCUGGCAGCUGAUGGAGAGGUAUUUGCAUGGGGCUAUAACAACUGUGGCCAGGUGGGAUCAGGAUCCACAGCAAAUCAACCAACUCCUCGGAAAGUUACCAAUUGUUUACAUAUUAAGAGGGUGGUUGGCAUUGCCUGUGGUCAGACCUCGUCCAUGGCUGUUCUGGACAAUGGGGAGGUGUAUGGCUGGGGUUACAACGGCAAUGGGCAGCUUGGCUUGGGAAACAAUGGCAAUCAGCUGACCCCUGUGAGAGUGGCAGCUUUGCACAGCGUGUGUGUGAACCAGAUUGUCUGCGGCUAUGCACACACCCUAGCACUAACCGAUGAAGGCUUGCUCUAUGCCUGGGGAGCUAACACGUAUGGGCAGCUGGGAACUGGCAAUAAAAAUAACCUGCUAAGCCCUGCACACAUCAUGGUGGAGAAAGAAAGGGUAGUGGAGAUUGCAGCCUGCCACUCUGCCCACAUGUCUGCCGCCAAGACACAGGGAGGGCACGUGUACAUGUGGGGCCAGUGCCGGGGCCAGUCAGUGACCCUUCCCCACCUCACCCACUUCUCCUGCACCGAUGAUGUGUUCGCCUGCUUCGCCACACCUGCCGUCACGUGGCGCCUCCUGUCUGUGGAGCAUGAAGACUUCUUAACAGUUGCAGAGUCACUGAAGAAAGAAUUUGACAGUCCAGAAACGGCUGACCUGAAGUUUCGAAUCGAUGGGAAAUAUAUCCAUGUCCAUAAAGCUGUUUUGAAAAUCAGGUGUGAGCACUUUCGAUCCAUGUUCCAGUCUUACUGGAAUGAGGACAUGAAGGAGGUGAUCGAAAUAGACCAGUUUUCUUACCCAGUGUACCGUGCCUUCCUCCAGUACCUCUACACAGAUACAGUGGAUCUGCCUCCUGAAGAUGCUAUAGGUCUUUUGGAUUUGGCGACAUCUUACUGUGAAAACAGACUGAAGAAACUUUGUCAGCACAUUAUCAAGCGAGGAAUCACCGUGGAGAACGCCUUUUCAUUGUUCUCUGCUGCGGUCAGAUAUGAUGCAGAGGAUUUAGAAGAAUUCUGCUUUAAGUUUUGCGUCAAUCAUUUGACAGAAGUUACACAGACUGCAGCAUUUUGGCAAAUGGAUGGCCCUCUGCUAAAGGAAUUCAUUGCUAAAGCCAGUAAAUGUGGAGCCUUUAAGAACUGAAGCCCGAGGCUGCUGGGUUUUGUGUGAGUGCUCUGGGGCUGGUGGUGGCCUGUCAUUUGUGCUCUACGGGUGAUGUAAUUCUGCAGGUAAAAACCCAUCAGGUUGUGCUCUUGCUGAGAUACAGUUCUCUGUGGAGGGAUGUGUGAAGGGUGUACAGCUUUUCCUGAACCCACUUUAAACAACUCUUGUUUCCAGAUACGUAUGUUUUAAAUGUGACUUUACGUUUGGCUGAGAUACUGUAAAAGGGUGCAAAUUUAGCUGGUUGUUUUUUGUUUUGUUUGUUUUUGGUUAGAGGAACUUCUGAAGUUGGAAAGGGGAGAUUUGUGGCAACUCUCCUGGCUCACAUAUCAACAACCCUUUUGACACCAGGAGUUGGGAUAGCGUGUGAAUUGUGAGGUGGACACAGAGGCCCCGCCGGGCAUUCAAGAUGCUGACUUGGGGCUUGUUGAAGGGCUGCAUUAGUUGCCAGUUCAGUAGCCUUACUGUGAAGGAAUAGUUAAGAUUGUUUGAGACUUUUGUUUGUGUAUUUGCAUUAUUGAUGACUUUUUUAAACUUCAAAAUAAUACAAAUCCAUUGUAAUGCUAAUUAUGUAAAGAUAAAUUUCUAGGCUAGUCAAGGUUUCUCUUAAGACUUAAGUACAUAAGGAGUAGUAACAUAGACCUACCUGUGAAAAGUUGAUAGUGAGAGAAGCUUCACUUGGGCAAAGGUGAACAUUUUAUAAAUCAGAGUCUCCACUACUAACAGUAUUUUAUUAAGGUUAAAUUUGAGAACCCAGAUUUAACACCCUCCCCCUUUCCUGCUAUAAUGCUCAUCAUAAGAGAAAAAUAAUGAUGUAUUCAGUAUACUCUUGCCUUCCUAAAUUGUGGUGGCUGAAAUCAUCUGAUCUGCUACGUCUGACUCAAAAAAGUAGUUCUUAAAACCAAGUUUCUUACAGGGCUUAAUGGAAUUUGUUUUAUCAAUUUUAUUAAUGCCAAAUACCAUCACAGAUUUUGCUUAUUUGAAAUUUCACCAGCUUUCACAUUUGAUUUUCCUUUCCUUUCCAUUGUGUUAGGUAUAAUAUUUGGCACAAUUUAACUUCGAAAAAGGAUCUAAAUUAUUGGGGUUACUUUUUGGUUUGAUUAUGAAAUGUGACAUUGGGAGGUAAGUGUUCAACUGAGUUUUAUCAUGUGUGUCCCUUGAACUUGCUUCAAGAACAAAGUUCUGUUCUGCUCUCUGGCCCAAAGACUCAUUUCCCUAUUUGUGGGGGCUCCCUUAGUGAACUCUUUUUCCUGUUAGGAAGGUCUCCCAUCUGAACUUGGAGCCUAGAUAUAUUUUCAGAGUCAAAUUUACAAGAGGGUGAAGAGAGGCUGCAGCUACUAUUUUUAGUAUUGCUUCUAAGUGUGUGUGAGGGAGGUGAGGGCCCAAAGAUGGAAGUUCAUUGAUCAGUGAAGUAAAUACAAACCCAGAAGUCCCAGCCUCCUUUUCUCGACCUUGUUACAAGUGAUUGAAGCCCAGGGAGUUACUGGGUUAAACUUAGUUCUGCAACAUGAUCCAAUUUUCUUACUAGGUUAAUAAAUGUACAUUAAUUUGAUUAUUAGCUACUAUCAGUAGUAUUUGUAGUAAUCACUAUCUGUAGGCUUAUGAUCUGGACAAAACAAGGACUAAAGUAUGUUUACUGUUGCUCUUACUUGAAAAAAAAGCUAAAAAAAGCACAAAUUAAAGUAGUGGGUCCAUUUCCAUAGAUAGUUCGCUCAUUGAACAACUAUUUACUGAGUUCCUAAAAGGUGAAUAACCACUUCUCAGAUUACUGAAUAAUUUGUAUGAGUAUGUAUUCAGUGAAGACAGCAGGAAUAAGUCCUUCAGAAAGUAUUUGAGUAUCUUUUUUUAAAAAAAUACACUCUUUUUUCUACUUGGUUUUGUUGUUAAUCAUAGCAGGAGAUGAAAACUAGUCUUUGAAUUGCUUUUUUUCAUCCUAUGUAAUAAUGAAAGCCAAAAUACCCAUAUUUCUUAAAAUAGCCCUACAAUGUACUCUUGAACUUCUUACUGGAACAAUGUUUGAUACUCUAGUUACAUAGGCUGUAUUUAUGUAAUGUUUAGAAUGACAUGUUAAUAAAUAAAGCAGUCUGGUACAGUGGACAUGCA
Molecule: messenger RNA, 3974 nt
Organism: Vicugna pacos (alpaca)
Lineage: Eukaryota; Metazoa; Chordata; Mammalia; Artiodactyla; Camelidae
Source: RefSeq, a predicted model, not a curated record